UGGCAGAGCCUGCGGCAACCCAACGGUGCCGGGCAGCGGGGACUCCGCAGCAGCCCGGUACCCAGCGCCCCGAGCAUCCCUCCGGACAGCCCCCCACCUCCCCCCCAGCCCCAGCAUGCCCCCCGCCUUGCCCUGCGGCUGAGCAGCUCUGCCUAUUUUGGGGCGAGGGCAACCCACAAGAAGUCCUCGGCUCGCAGGACAAGGUGACCCACAGACCCCACCCCGAGCGAUCGUGGAGGUGGGACACCCCGGAGCAUCAUGGCACACCCCAUCUCAGCCUUCCAGGCUGCCUACAUCUCCAUCGAAGUGCUCAUCGCUCUGGUGUCCGUGCCGGGCAAUAUCUUGGUCAUCUGGGCUGUGAAGAUGAACCAGGCGCUGCGAGACGCCACCUUCUGCUUCAUCGUCUCUCUGGCCGUGGCCGACGUGGCCGUGGGGGCUCUGGUCAUCCCCUUGGCCAUCAUCAUCAACAUUGGGCCUCAGACAGAGUUCUACAGCUGCCUGAUGGUGGCCUGUCCCGUCCUCAUCCUCACUGAGAGCUCCAUCCUGGCGCUCCUGGCCAUCGCCGUGGAUCGCUACCUGCGGGUGAAGAUCCCUGUCAGGUACAAGAGCGUGGUGACCCCGCGGCGGGCGGCCGUGGCCAUCGCUGGCUGCUGGCUCGUGUCCUUCCUGGUGGGACUCACCCCCAUGUUUGGCUGGAACAACCUCAGCAAGAUGAGGAGGACUCAGGAGCCCAACGGCAGCCACACGGGCUUCGUCAUCAAGUGCCAGUUUGAGACAGUCAUCAGCAUGGAGUACAUGGUGUACUUCAACUUCUUCGUCUGGGUGCUGCCUCCCCUCUUGCUGAUGCUGCUCAUCUACCUGGAAGUCUUCAACCUCAUCCGCAAGCAGCUCAACAAGAAAGUCUCCUCCAGCUCCAACGACCCCCACAAGUAUUAUGGGAAGGAGCUGAAGAUCGCCAAGUCCUUAGCGCUGGUCCUUUUCCUCUUUGCCCUCAGCUGGCUCCCUCUGCACAUCCUCAACUGCAUCACCUUGUUCUGCCCGUCCUGUGAGACCCCGCACAUCCUCACCUACGUUGCCAUCUUCCUCACGCACGGCAACUCCGCCAUGAACCCCAUCGUCUACGCCUUCAGGAUCAAGAAGUUCCGGACAGCCUUCCUGCAGAUCUGGAACCAGUACUUCUGCUGCAAGAGCAACAAAAGCACCACCACCACCACCACCAUGGCUGAGCUGGACAACUGAGAGCUGGGACAGAGAGCAGAGAGGGGGGUUCUCCGUGCCCGAGCUGCUCCCUCAUCCAUCUGCUGCUGUCCCUGCCUCAGAAGGGGCACCGAGGACCUGGGAGCCUGUGCAAUGUGAACAGCCCUGUCCCCACAGCUGCCAGGGGGUUAUUUAUUCACAAGCAUUGUACUUGUUUGGAUAUUGUAGCCUGCACUGUUCCUUUCCUUUGGGGUUUUUUUUUCCAUGUCCUUCUGUUUGGUUUUGUUUUUCUUGGGGUUUUUUUUAAGGGUUGCCAAGUAUUUAAGGAGCAAUUGUACAGACAAAGGCUCA
Molecule: messenger RNA, 1548 nt
Organism: Colius striatus (speckled mousebird)
Lineage: Eukaryota; Metazoa; Chordata; Aves; Coliiformes; Coliidae
Gene: ADORA1
Product: adenosine A1 receptor
Exons: 3
Coding region: 259-1239 (326 amino acids)
Biological process (GO): G protein-coupled adenosine receptor signaling pathway
Cellular component (GO): synapse; dendrite; membrane
Molecular function (GO): G protein-coupled adenosine receptor activity
Source: RefSeq, a predicted model, not a curated record